Messenger RNA from Formica exsecta, 1413 nucleotides. RefSeq names its product RNA-binding protein 42. Gene Ontology annotation, molecular function: mRNA binding. The record is from RefSeq and is a predicted model, not a curated record. NCBI's taxonomy places the organism in Eukaryota, Metazoa, Arthropoda, Insecta, Hymenoptera, Formicidae. The transcript has 5 exons. The coding region runs from base 234 to 1211 and encodes 325 amino acids.
GGGAUGCGCAAUAGCCAAUGCGCACAGCUGCGCGUUAGUCAGCCGUUAGUGCUGCGCGGGUGUUUAGUAGGUGAAUGUGUUAGGUUAAGCGAUUCGAAGUAACAUCAAAGUUAUUAUUGUUUCAAUCGUUUCAUUAAGAAAGUAUUAAUUUAUCGAACUUAUCGCAAAUUUGCGUUAGAUAGAUAGGAGAUAGGAUUUGUAUAAGCGUUUUGUGAACAACAGAGCUUACAAAUAUGGACGACAAACUUCGGCAAAUGGAAGAUGAGAUGAACAGAUUUGAAGCUGAAAUCGGGGGGCAGCUUGUAACACCAAUUGUACGACCAGUGAUUGGGGCAAAUACAUAUAGUCAAGUCGCUAGGCAAUUGGAGCAACAUGAACUUCCCACACCUGUGGUUGCGGCAGCUGCAGCAGCUACAUUGGCAUUUCCUCCAAUGAUCGGAUUUCCUCCACCGCCACCACCUCCACCACCUCCUCCACCUCCCCCAAUGUUAAUUCCUCAACAAGUAGCGCGACAAGGUACAGUUCCCAUUACAACGUAUUCCUCACCUGCACAAAUAAGUAAUCCAUAUAUAUCAAAUAUGGUCGAUCCAUGUCUAAGCGCAACACCAAAAACAUACGAUUCUACAUCAACGCCAAUGAUCCAUCCUGAAAUUAUUGAACAAAUUAUUAACACAAAAAUACCUGAAGAUGAGGGUAAAAAGAAACCAAAAGUAAAGGGUGUCAGCACAGCUGCUGAAUUAGCUAUUAGUCAAGGAAAAGCAAGUUCCAUUAUGGCUAAUGCUAGUGCGGAGGAGAGUCAUCCCAAGGGUAAAGGAAAGAAAAAUAAGAAGAUUAUAAGAACAGCCGGUGGUCAAACAUGGGAAGAUCCUUCUUUGCUAGACUGGGAUGAAGAUGAUUUCAGAAUAUUUUGUGGGGAUUUAGGAAACGAUGUUACUGAUGAAAUGUUGGUGAGAGUAUUUGGAAAAUAUCCUAGUUUUCAAAAAGCAAAGGUAGUCAGAGAUAAACGGACAAAUAAAACCAAAGGUUUUGGAUUUGUGUCCUUUAAAGAUCCACAAGAUUUCAUUAAGGCAAUGAAGGAAAUGAAUGGACGAUACGUAGGAUCGCGUCCGAUUAAACUUCGAAAGAGCUCUUGGAAACAGAGGAAUCUGGAAAGUGUACGGAAAAAAGAGAAGGAGAAGCAAGCGUUAAUUGGUCUGCUUACUGGCCGAUGAAAGAGAGAGAUAAACGAGAUCAAAUACUCAUUAUUAAAUUGUUUAUCGAUAUCAUUGUUAUUGAUAAUCAUUGACAACUCUUGAUUGCACAAGAGAACAAGUAUGAGAGUCAUCGUGAAUACAAUUACGAGGAUGAUAUUUACAAGUUUCAUCAUCAGCCAUUUCGCAAAAGUAUAUGUCAAUAAACUCGCAUAAUUACAAA